AUGGCCACAGUUUGUAAUGACAGCCAUGGCAAUUUCAUCCUCAGUGGCUUCUCAGACAGGCCAUAUUUAGAGAAGGUACUUUUUGGGGUCAUUUUGAUCUUUUACUGUUUGACUCUUGCUGGAAAUACAAUCAUAAUUCUCAUUUCCUUGAAGGAUCCAAAACUUCAAAUCCCCAUGUAUUUCUUCCUUUCCAAUCUUUCCUUGUUAGAUAUUUGUUUCACCAGCAGUUGUGUUCCUCAGAUGUUGGUUAAUUUGGGAGGUCCAAAUAAGAUUAUCACCUAUCAUGGCUGCGCCACUCAGCUCUACAUCUUCCUGUGGCUUGGUGCUACCGAAUGUGUUCUUCUUGUUGUCAUGGCUGUGGACCGCUAUGUAGCAGUGUGUCAUCCCCUAAGAUAUACAACUGUCAUGCACCCCAAAGUCUGUGUGCAACUGGCUGUCCUUGCUUGGGGUGUUGGCCUGAUUCAGUCUCUGAUCCAGUCUUCUGCUACCCUCAGAUUGCCCUUGUGCUCCCACCGGGUGGUAGAUGACAUUGUAUGUGAAGUUCCAGCCCUGCUUCAGCUCUCCAGUGCAGAUACUACCUAUAAUGAAGUGCAGAUGUCCAUAGCCAGUGUUAUUCUCCUAGUGCUACCCUUGGUCAUCAUCCUUUCCUCCUAUGCUGCUAUUGUGAAGUCUGUGCUGAAGAUGAAAUCAACGGCAGGGCAGAAGAAAGCAUUUGGCACAUGCACCUCUCACCUCCUUGUUGUCUCCCUCUUCUAUGGUACUGUCACAGGUGUCUAUCUUCAACCUAAGACUCACUAUGCUCAUGAACGGGGCAAGUUUCUCACCCUUUUCUACACUGUAAUAACUCCGACUCUUAACCCCCUCAUCUAUACACUAAGGAACAAGGAGGUAAAGGGAGCAGUGGUAAGACUGGGGUGGAGAAUUUGGAGUUCUCAUAGAUAA
This is a messenger RNA of Chionomys nivalis (European snow vole), 942 nucleotides long. RefSeq names its product olfactory receptor 2H2-like. NCBI's taxonomy places the organism in Eukaryota, Metazoa, Chordata, Mammalia, Rodentia, Cricetidae. Gene Ontology annotation, cellular component: membrane. Gene Ontology annotation, molecular function: G protein-coupled receptor activity; olfactory receptor activity. The transcript has a single exon. The coding region runs from base 1 to 942 and encodes 313 amino acids. Gene Ontology annotation, biological process: G protein-coupled receptor signaling pathway. The record is from RefSeq and is a predicted model, not a curated record.